Molecule: messenger RNA, 661 nt
Organism: Puntigrus tetrazona (Sumatra barb)
Lineage: Eukaryota; Metazoa; Chordata; Actinopteri; Cypriniformes; Cyprinidae
Product: NADH dehydrogenase [ubiquinone] 1 beta subcomplex subunit 9-like
Biological process (GO): mitochondrial electron transport, NADH to ubiquinone
Source: RefSeq, a predicted model, not a curated record
UCCGAACGUGCAAGCAGAAGUGACUCAGAGGGAAAGAUGGCGGCUGCCUACUUGACUCACCAUCAGAAGGUCCUGCGACUUUACAAGAAAUCACUUAGACACAUCGAGUCAUGGUGUAUUUUCAGGGAUAAAUACCGCUUCUAUGCAUGUUUGCUGCGAGCACGCUUUGAUGAGAACAAGCAUGAGAAGGACAUGAUGAAGGCCACCAUGAUGCUGAAGGCAGGUGAGGAGGAAUUCUGGGACAAUCAGCACCCGCAACCCUACGUGUUCCCAGACUCACCUGGAGGAACAUCCUAUGAAAGAUAUGAGUGCUACAAAAUUCCUGAAUGGUGUCUGGAUCACUGGCAUCCCUCAGAGAAAGCCAUGUACCCUGAUUACUUUGCUAAGAGGGAGCAGUGGAAAAAGCUGCGGGUUCAGAGCUGGGAAAAAGAGGUCCAGCAGCUGCAAGCCGAAACCCCUGCUGAUGGCCCUAAAUCUGAGGUCCUGCCUCCCCGCAAAGAAGGAGACCUCCCACCCCUAUGGUGGCAGUUUGUCACUCGUCCCAGAGAGCGUCCCAUGUAAGGAUGUGUUCUGAAGAUAAUUUAGAACAGGUGUUUGAAACAGCCCUGAGAUUGUCAAACACAUUUUGUCUUUAAUCCUAAUUAAAGUAUUAUGCAAAUAA